Molecule: messenger RNA, 2879 nt
Organism: Trichoderma virens Gv29-8
Lineage: Eukaryota; Fungi; Ascomycota; Sordariomycetes; Hypocreales; Hypocreaceae
Exons: 4
Coding region: 1-2553 (850 amino acids)
Biological process (GO): protein dephosphorylation; DNA damage response
Cellular component (GO): protein phosphatase 4 complex; nucleoplasm
Molecular function (GO): protein phosphatase activator activity
Source: RefSeq, a predicted model, not a curated record
AUGGCACAGCCGGUGCCUCAUCAGGACAAGAAGCGCGUCAAGGUCUACGAGCUGCGCAACAAUGACUGGUUUGAUCGCGGAACGGGCUUCUGCACCGCCAAGUUUGCGACGACCGAAGAUGGCGGUAAAGAUCCAAAAGUCAUUGUAGAAUCCGAAGACCAACCUGAGCGACUUCUAUUGGAGACGACAAUCCAAAAGCAAGAUGGAUUUCAAAAGCAACAAGGCAAGCUCGCAACGGCUCCCUACUAUCCCUUUAGAGCCAGGAAGCGGUGUCGAUAUGGCCUUGAGUUUCCAAGAGGCCGAGGGAUGUGCCAUGAUCUGGUUUAUGAUAAUCUCUCCGAUGAUCUCGCCAUCGAAGCCAUUCCUCCCGUCAAUCUUCCCACUGCCGAGCUGGGCAACCUGGUAGAAAUCGAGACUAGCAUUAGGGUCAUGAGCGCGACCGCCACUGGCCGCGAAGCUGUUACCAAGUUCAUCGUGGCCGACGACUAUAUCAGCAAGCUUAUUCCUCUGGUAGAGAUUGCCGAAGACUUGGAAAGCCUCCCCGACCUGCAUCGCUUGUGCAAUAUCAUGAAGGGCAUCCUGCUCCUCAACGAUACAUCCAUCAUUGAGCACGCCGUGUCCGACGAGUGUCUCCUGGGGGUUGUCGGCGCUCUGGAAUACGACCCCGACUUCCCCAGCCACAAAGCCAACCAUCGACACUGGCUCAGCAACCAAGGACAUUACAAGGAAGUUGUCCCCAUAAAUGAUGAUGCAGUCCGCCGCAAGAUCCACCAGACAUAUCGCCUUCAAUACCUCAAGGACGUUGUUCUGGCCAGAAUCCUUGAUGACCCCACCUUCUCCGUCCUCAGCUCUCUCAUCUUCUUCAACCAAGUUGAAAUCGUUCAGCACCUACAGACAAACCCAACAUUCCUCAUGAACCUCUUUGGCAUCUUCUCUGCCCACUACCCCGACACGAGAAAGCGGAAGGAGGCUGUCUUGUUCAUCCAGCAAUGCUGUGGUAUCGCCAAGACCAUUCAAGCCCCUGCGCGCCAAUCUCUAUACAUCAACUUUCUUAACCAUGGCCUGCUCCGCGUCAUCUACUAUGGCCUAAGACAUGUUGACGUUGCCGUGCGUGUUGGGGCCACGGAUAUUCUGAUAUCCAUUAUUGACCAUGACCCGACGCUUAUUCGCCAAACCAUCUUUCGGCAGAUGCACGAGGGCACCUCAUCGCUAUUAGAUUCUCUCAUCGAUCUUCUCCUUGUCGAGGUUGACUUGGGAGUCAAGACGCAAAUCUCAGAUGCUCUCAGAGUCAUUUUGGAUCAGGGAGGAGGCCCUGCUGCUGCCAACGAAGCCGCGGCCAAUAACAAUGCCAACGCCAACGGCAACAAGCAGCAAGCAGCCGAAUUGGCCGCCAGGGCCAGGAUGCAAAUGCCUGUGGAUCCGCAGCACGAGCACUUCCUAACCCGCUUCUACGAGUCUUCCGCUCUGAAGCUCUUUAGGCCCCUGAUCGAGCUAGACACCCGCUCCCAUCUGGACUUUACUGUUCAGGAGGCUGCCAUGUUCUCGUGUCUUGUCGAGGUGCUUGGCUUCUUCAUCCGCCAACACCAUCGAUUCAGCAGAUACUUUUUCAUAGUGCAUAACCUGGCGGCAAGGAUCGUCCAGCUUCUCAAGUGCCGAGACAAAUACCUGCAGCUGGUUUCGAUUCGACUCUUCCGACUAAUUGUUGGCCUCCAGGAGGAGCUGUAUGUCAAGAAUCUAAUCGAGAAUGACGUUUUGGGUCCUAUUCUUGAGGUUCUGGUGGAGACUGUGCCGCGGGACAAUCUCGUCAGCGCCGCUUGCACAGAACUCUUUGACUUUGUCAAAAAGGAGUACUUGAGAGACAUGGUGAAGAACCUGGUCGCUGAUCAUCGUGAGAAUUUGCUUCUCGUUUGCCACAUACCGCCUUGCCAAGACUUGAUCACACGGUAUGACCAGACUGAAGGCUACACGACCAACAUGGAUUACUUUGUCGAUACAGACGACGAUGUGACGAGGAGGCCACCCCACCUUAGAAUGAUGGAGCACCUACCCAUUGAUCUACGCGAAGAGGAAUACUGGGAUGCUUCUGAUCCCGAAGACGAAGGAGAAGAUCAGAACUCAGGAGAUAGGUCAUCUAGGAGCGGUGGCUCGUCUUCUGGGAAGCCUCUAGUUGACUAUCCCUCAGACGAGGACGACGCCGAAGAUGGCUUAGACAACGACACUGAUGACCAGUCAAAAGAAGAGGGCGAUGAGAGUCUCAAUUUCAGCCCACGGUCGAACGUCUCGGCCAACGUGCCGCCGCCCGAACGUCUCUCUGAGAAACGCAGACGAGAGGAAGACGAGGAUGACGAUGAUGAGCUGGGCAAGUUGAUGCAGAGCAAGCGGCGCAACAGCAAUUCUACGGAAUCCAACUCGUCAAUCGCACCGAGCCUCAACCGAAGGCGCAAGUCGAGUUUCACCAAUGGGGGAGGUAAUGUCGCACCCAGGAAGAUUGCAAUUAGCCUGUCGCCAGCUCUGAGGUCAGGCGGUCCUUCUCGAUCCGACGAUGACUCGUGAAAGAGGGACUUGUUUUAGCUGCAAUGGUGUAUGGCAUUAAUACCCUCUCUUCGUUCAUCAUCUCUUGUUCCUGUUCUUAUUGCAUCAUAAUUUUUCAUUCGGCCAUGACAAUGUAAAGAGCAGAUGGUUACUCUGUGUCUAAGGGUUGGUCCUCGUAAAACGGGGAGAUGGCGGUGGGUAGGCGACGGGCGGCGUUAGGAUUUUCCUCCUUUUUCCUUUUUUCCUUUUUUUUUUGGUCUGUUCAUUGACCACAUCAUACUUUGUUUCAUCUUUUUAUCUUUGGGAUGAUGAUACGGCUCACUGGCCCGUCACUGUUGGAGAUGCAA